CGCAUGACCAUGAACACGAUGUACUGUAUACAUGCGGAUUACAGUGAGCUAGCCCGAUCAGGAAAGCGUGCCUUAUCGGCCCGUUCUGGCAUUGGGUCGCCGUCAUCGCCGCUCGACGUUGCCUCUCGAUCUCUGCUGGCCACUGCUCUUUUUCCGCCUAUCUUCGCCUGUACAAAGUGCUUCUUGGGCCACAUUAAAGAGCUGGCCCUCGCUGUUACCGCUGUGCUUUUAACACACACUGUGCUUCUUCUGACCACCACACCCGCACCCACUCACUCAUUCAUACCCACUAUGGCGGAACGCAUUCUGAUGAACGAAUUCAAGGCCCUUUCCAAGGAGAAAUGGGUUCACAUUGAGUUGAAAGACGAAGACAUAUUUCGCUGGAAUGUCGGCCUAAUCGUGCUGAACCCAGACUCCAUGUACUACGGAGGAUACUUCAAAGCCCUGAUGGAAUUCACCAGCAACUAUCCCUACUCUCCACCAAAAUUCCGCUUCAUCAGGCCCAUCUGGCACCCCAACAUCUAUCCCGACGGCAACCUAUGCAUCUCGAUCCUACACACCCCUGGCGAGGACGAACAGUCUGGAGAACUGGCGGCAGAGCGCUGGUCUCCGGCGCAAAGAGUGGAGUCGGUGUUAAUCUCCAUUCUGUCUCUUCUCGACGACGCUGAAUGCUCGUCCCCCGCCAACGUCGACGCUGGCGUCCAACUACGCAAUGACUUAGAAACAUACAAGGAGUGCGUACGCCAGAACGUGGAGCAGUCGAAGUUGGACAUUCCCGACGGUUUCGUCAUGCCAACCUACGAGUCGACCGUGGCCAAGCCCGCCGUGGAUGCCGAUGACAGUGAUUUCUGGGCCGAGAGUGACGCUGAAGAAGAUCCUUUUGGCGGCAGCGACUCGUCUGAUUUCGAAGUCGAUGACGAUAAUGAUGAUAUGGAAGUUGACGACAGCGAUAUCCAGGGAGAUUCUGGCAGUGACGACGAAAUUUGAUUAUCAAUCACCUUAUCACGUUUGGUCUCUUUGCAAUUUCCAGCGGGCAAUAUCCAUUUCAGGCGUAUCGGCAUUGGUUGGGCGGUUUAUCAGCGUGUUUCAUUCUGCAUUGCACAGGCUAGGAGUUUGCUUUUUCUAAGCCUCCGUUCGUACGUUUGCAUUUUCAUUCAGCACAUACAUUUUACCUUUUCACGACUUCUUACGUCGAAUAUAUCCAUUUUGUAUCUACGGAUUAUUCUUGUCAAUGAUUUCUGGCCUUGGAAACAUCAAUAACAGCAGGGUUCAGCUGCUUGAUCACAUCAA
Talaromyces proteolyticus is the source of this 1290-nucleotide messenger RNA. Its product is annotated as ubiquitin-conjugating enzyme/RWD-like protein. The record is from RefSeq and is a predicted model, not a curated record. Lineage: Eukaryota; Fungi; Ascomycota; Eurotiomycetes; Eurotiales; Trichocomaceae. Gene Ontology annotation, molecular function: ubiquitin conjugating enzyme activity. Bases 4 to 987 code for a protein of 327 amino acids. Gene Ontology annotation, biological process: protein polyubiquitination; proteasome-mediated ubiquitin-dependent protein catabolic process. The transcript is spliced from 3 exons.